This is a messenger RNA of Poeciliopsis prolifica (blackstripe livebearer), 1924 nucleotides long. RefSeq names its product syntaxin 19 (gene stx19). Gene Ontology annotation, biological process: intracellular protein transport; exocytosis; synaptic vesicle fusion to presynaptic active zone membrane. Lineage: Eukaryota; Metazoa; Chordata; Actinopteri; Cyprinodontiformes; Poeciliidae. The transcript is spliced from 5 exons. Gene Ontology annotation, cellular component: SNARE complex; endomembrane system; presynaptic active zone membrane. Bases 261 to 1172 code for a protein of 303 amino acids. The record is from RefSeq and is a predicted model, not a curated record. Gene Ontology annotation, molecular function: SNARE binding; SNAP receptor activity.
UAACACUCUUGAAGCUUUGAGUGGAACUUUUCUGUGAAACAGCUUUUGGUAUAACUGUUGCUAAGGAUUAAAGUUAUUUACUUACAGCUUGUAAGGAUCAACAGGAGAUCAUGGAGUUACAAUAACUGAUUCCAUUGAAUGUGCAAGUGGGACUCUUCACCUGAAAAUCCCUGAUGAAACACUGAGGAUUAUCCCAUCAGCACUGCCGAUUUCAGCAUCUUCAGAAAACAUCUUAGUUUUGAAGAGAGGGGAUUUCCACAAUGAGAGAUCGAUUGGAGGAGCUUCACCAGACAGCUCAGGAGUUGUCAGGGACAACAGCCGGCCCUGCCAAUCCUUUCUCAGAGGAGGGUGACGAUGAAGAUGAAUCUGUGGAAGCUGGGACCAUUACGCAGCAGGCCGUGGUGUUUGAGGAGGAACCGGUCAUUCAGAAUUUCCUCUCCGAGGCUCAGCAAAUCAGAGAUGACAUCUCAACACUUGAAACAGAGGUCCUGAAGUUCUGUCAGCAGCAGAAGACCCUGGUGGCAACCAUGCGUCGCUUCAGCGUGAUGAAGAAAGAGAGCAGCAUAACACGAGACAUCAAGCUGCAGGCCGAAAGCCUCCACCGCCGGUUAGACGCCCUUUCAAAACAAGCCCAAAGAACUGAAGACCAGCUGGGAACUAAUGCUGUCGCAGUGAGAAUACAACGCUCCCAGCAUGCAGCUCUGCAUCGCAGAUUUCAGCAGGUGAUGCGCCAGUAUAAUGAAGGUCUGCUGACCAAGCAGGAUCGUUGUAAGCACUUCAUUAUGCGGCAGCUGGAGAUAUUGGAAAGGAAUGUAACAGAGGAGGAGGUGAAUGAGAUGGUCGCCACAGGAAAUUGGGAGGUGUUCAACGAGAACUUGCUAAAUGAUGUCAGAAUCACACGGUCACAACUGUCUGAGAUCGAACAGCGACACAGGGAACUCUUGAGCCUGGAGAACAAUAUGAAAGAACUAAGAGACCUCUUCAUGGAUAUCUUCAUGCUUGUAGAGGAACAAGGGGCUGAUAUUGAACACAUCCAAACUAAUGUUGAGCGAACACAAGAUUACGUUGCUGCAACUAAUGAGAAGUUCAAGGCGGCUGCAAGAUAUAAGAAGAAGAACCCGAUUCGACAGCUGUGCUGCUGCUGUUGUCCUCCUUGGAGAUGCUGCAUGUGAAACAAGAGCAUUUUGUGCCUGAGAGUUUCCUCCAAAUAAGGUUUUAUUUCAAACACUUGUGACUAACUUGGAAGUCAGCAACACAAGUGACAUUAAAAGGAAGGUAAAAGUGUUGACGUUGUUGCUGCUGCUAAGAAAGAGCAAUGGUGAGUAGAGACGCAGCAGAGCACAGAAAACAAUUAGAGAGGAGGGCAGGAAUUGCUAUGGGAAGGUACUUGUUUCUUUCAGGAGGAGGUGAAGUGACUGCGAUUGGAAGAGACAGUUCAGUGAGUUCUACUCACCAACAUUCUUGUUUAUUGGAGACCUUCACUGUCAUCUGACAGAGGUCACAAACAAGAGGAGGCUACUGACACUGCUGGAUCAGCAAAAACAAUAUUCCAGCCUUUUUACUGAACAGUAAAGCACUGUUUUUCCCCUCUGCCAUAAGAAUCCUAAUGGGGAAAGAAUUGUUUUUUAAAAACAUGCACUUUCCAGGAUUCACUUUUCAUUUUGGGGGCGUGAAGCAAAAUUUUCUCACAAUGAGAAGAAUUUUAUUUUCAGAAAAAAAAAAAUAUUUUGCAUACAUUUUAUUUUUGGCAACGUAUUAAUUAAAAAAAUACCUUUGAACAUGUACUGUAUUUCAAGUCCUAAUCAUCUUUAACUAUAUUUUUUAUUAAUAAAUGCAGUUUUAUAUGAAUAGAAUACAAAUAGUUCUGGGAUGACAAAAACCUUUGAAUAUUGCUAAUUUUAGAAGUCACUGACCAUUUAAAUGA